GGUUGGGGGAGGGCGCGGGGGGGGGGCACGAGCGCGUGAGCGCGGGGCCGCGGCCGCGCGUGCUCGGCGGCGGGGGCGCGCGCUCCCGGCGCACAGGGACAGGAGGGGAGGGGAGCGAAGCGCACGGCCCGCCCGGGCGGCUCGGAGGGGGAGAUGCAGCGCGGAUCCCCCGGCGCACCUGCAGCCUCGGUCCGGGGAUGGGGGUAGGGGGGUGUCAGGCUCCAGGCCAGCGCGGCAGAGGCCGCUCACUCUCCACCUUGUCACCUAGAACCUCGGGGCUCGCGGUAGGCGUGUCUUUAGGGAGAAGCUCGCGUUAGGUCUCCGGGGCCCGGAGGUGGUCGGCCCCGCCUCUUCGCACUUAGGGUCAGGAUGCAAUGUUUCCUUUCCAAAGGAGUGUGUUUGAUCACUUGAAACGGUGAUUUACGGGCAAAUAUUAAGGGAACAACCAUGUGGCACAGAGCUGGGCAGCGGUCCCCCGAGGGAGGUUCCUGCCGAUCUGUACUAGACCCCACGGCGCCCGUCCCAGUGAGGUCUGCAGCUCCCUCCCGGCGCCCACCUUAGCGCCAGUGUGGGCGUCAGCAGCCCCUCUGGCAGGCAGGGGACCAGAACCACAGGUCCCUCUGUGCCCCACCAGACCCCAGGUGAAGGUCGCCGGCCUCAAUGCACAAAGAAACAGGCAGAGGGACGCGGUGGGGGCAGGGUUGGGGGUGGUGUCCUGAAAUUCUCUCAAAGGUCACAUGUGACCUCACUGUUAUCUCCUCGCCUGAUUUAGGCAGGCAGCCUGGGCAGGGGCUGCAGGGUUAUGAGGUCCGAUCCCUGCCACCAAGGCCAGCCCAAGGCCAGCCUCCAUGCUGCAUCUGACUGGACAGGGGCUCUGAUGGGCCAAAAGAGCCCCUCCCUGAAAUAUCUCCACCUGCCACGAAUCUCACCCCAGAACCUCCAGAGACCCCUGCCCCCCCCUUCCUAAGACAGAGGAACGGCUCCUCCCUACAUUAGGUCCCCAUCCCGGGUACCCCCUUUCUUACACCAGCACCCAGGCCCCAUCCCCCACCCCAGCAUGCACACACGCGUAUCUGCCCUGGCCUCCGCUGCUCUGUGCCCGAGUCCUGUGUCACACAGCCUGUGCUCUGUACCCCAUCUAGGGAGACCCCCAAGGGCGAUGAGGCUCCCGCCUGGCAGGCCACCCAAGGAAUUCUCUCUCUGCCCCCUUGCCAGUAGCUGGGACAGGAGAUAAAGUUUAUAUGACCCCCUCAAUAGCUACCCUCCUCUCUGCACCCUGAGGUGAACGUCAUCUGCCCCAGGGAGGGGUCCGAAGCCCGGAACUGCUCUAGCUUGUCCCCCCAGCCCAAAACACGGUUUCUGGUCUGGGCAAACAGCUCCCCACCAGGGGCCAAGCGGGUCCUGGGCUGGACUCUGGGGGGGUAGGUGGAGGGAAGACCCUCAGCUCUGUCCCCGGUAGACGGGAAAGCCCCCUGGGAUGGGCCCUUCCCACGUAGCCCUUCAACAUGGCGGGAGGGGGGCUCCCCUUCACUGGGUGUAAAGGUGGGGGACCUGAGACUCAGAAUCGUGUUAAAAACAGCCGUCCACCCUUCGUGGGGCAUGAGAGUAAUCAUUUAAAGGGAUCGCCUUCACUCCAGCUCUCCCAGGCAGACCCCACCUGCCUCAGAGAGACUGGAGACGCGGCUAGGCCGGGCACUUGCCAGUCACCGGGGGUUGGACCCGCACCCCACGGCAAGAAGGGCAAACCUGGCUGGCAGUGUGUCCCGAUGCCUGGCGGCCCCCCCGCCCCGCCCACAGCAGUCCACGUGCAUGUGCACACACAUGCUCAGCAACACCCCCGCGCCUGCUUUCCACAAGAGGCCACAGAACAGAGGCUGGGACACGGCUGCCCGGUGCCCGGCUGGCUCAGGUACACUUGGCCUGUGCUCCAGAGCAGACCAGAACCGUCUCAUGGCAGAAUAGGGAGGAUGUCAUGGGAUGAGGCGACCAGCCCCGACCCGGGUACCCCUCUCAUCCUUGCCCACCCUUGGUCAGUCGUGCGACCACGGCAACGGGCCCCAGAGCUGCAGGCUCACAUCCCAGGGCUGGCUGGGCUCGCGCGCCUCCCGCCCCCCAGAGGACCCCAGGACCCACGCGCCCUGCGCCAGCUCUUUGCUGCCCUCACCCACGCUGUCCCGCACCUGGAGCCCCGUGGGGGGAUGGGAGCUUACCAGAGGUGCACACACUCGCACUUACUUGUGAGCUGGGAUUACAGCACAACUCCCUGGGUUAGCCACUCAGGUAACGCUCAUCUGGGGGAAACCCAUGACUCAGCAAUCUUUGGGGUAAAUAAUUGAACCGCAAACCCAGUUUGGCUAAGCAGUCACAUGGUAACCACAGAGCGCUGCCCGCGGUGGGCGCCAGACCUGCCGCGGCCUGGCUCCUGGCUCCGGCUCUGCCUCAGAACCCGCCGUCCACACGUCCCCACCGGCUAACAAGCCAGAGAGCUCUGGACGUGCAGGCGGCCGGCAGAGUCGGGCCUUGGAGCGCUGACAAGCCAGGGGCCUCGCUACCCUCCCGCCCACCCAGCCUGUGAGGGGCUCCCCAGUGCUCACGGGGGGCUGUGCCUGCCAGGCCGUCCUCCACACCCCAGCGAAACUGCAGGCCGCGUGUCCUGGGCCAGCGAGUGAGAAGUCAAGGACGGGGCUGGGCCCCAGCAGGUGAGGUGCCCUUGGGACACAAGGGACAGUCCCAGACUUGUGCUCCAUGGUGCACCUGUGUGGUCUGAGACCCAACCCAGGAGUGUGUCCCACGGUCCCAGGUGACGGGGCAGGUGACAGACACCAGCCACCCCCACUUCCCUCCCGGCUGGCCUCGUCUAAGAUCAGCCUCCCAAAGCGCGUCCCGGGAAUUCUGCCACGAGGACCGGGGGGUAUAGCGAGUGCUGCUGUGUGAGCAGCCCCUCCGCGAGCAAAGAUCUGGGGUCUCCCUAUCUUCAAGUUUCAACAGGGGGCACCAGGAGGCGCUCUUCCUCUAAGCCCCGGGGCCCAUGGUGCAGCGGUGAUGGGAGGGCCGCCGGAGGGACCCCUCCGGUUUGGGUGACGGCGAGGGGGGGCCUCUGGCGUGGACGUGGGCACGGGGAGGUGGGCCGGGAGCAGCGGAGCUGGGUCUGGCCACAUGCGAGUCUGGGUCUCUGUGCCGCCCGCUGACCCCAGCAGGGAUGCCCACCUCUGUUUCAGGUCUUCCCAGGAUGGACGUGUCCCCCGACUGCACGCAGCAGGGCGGGGGGCUGGUGCUGGUCCGCCGGCGGCCCCCAGUGCCCCCGGGCCUGCGCGAGAUGCUUAAAGCCAGGCUGUGGCGGGGCUGCGCCUGCAGCACGCGCGGGGCCUGGGCGCUGGCGCAGGACCUGCUCCCCGCCACACGCUGGCUGCGCCACUACCGCCCGCGGGAGGCCCUGGCGGGCGACGUCAUGUCCGGGCUGGUCAUCGGCAUCAUCCUGGUGCCGCAGGCCAUCGCCUACUCGCUCCUGGCAGGGCUGCAGCCCAUCUACAGUCUGUACACGUCCUUCUUCGCGAACCUCAUCUACUUUCUCAUGGGCACCUCGCGCCACGUGUCCAUGGGAAUCUUCAGCCUGCUCUGCCUCAUGGUGGGCCAGGUGGUGGAACGCGAGCUCCUGCUGGCUGGCUUUGACCCUGCCCGGGACGGCCCGGGGUCCGGGGACAACGGCACCACCCUCAACGCCUCGGCCACGCUGGUGCUCAGGCCACGGGACUGCGGGCAGGACUGCUACGCCAUCCGGGUCGCCACUGCCCUCACGCUGGUGGCUGGGAUUUACCAGGUCCUCAUGGGCGUCCUCCGGCUGGGCUUCGUGUCCGCCUACCUCUCACAGCCCCUGCUCGACGGCUUUGCCAUGGGGGCCUCGGUGACCAUCCUGACCUCCCAGCUGAAGCACCUGCUGGGCGUGAGGGUCCCACGGCACCAAGGGCCGGGCAUGGUGGUCAGCACGUGGCUGAGCCUGCUGCGCGGCGCCGGCCAGGCCAACCUGUGCGACGUGCUCACCAGCGCCGCGUGCCUGGCCGUGCUGCUGGCCGCUAAGGAGCUGUCGGACCGCUGCCGCCACCGCCUGAAGGUGCCGCUGCCCACGGAGCUGCUGGUCAUCGUGGCGGCCACGCUGGCGUCCCACUUUGGGCGGCUUCACGAGCGCUUUGGCUCCAGCGUGGCCGGCGACAUCCCCACCGGGUUCGUGGCCCCCCGGCUGCCCGACCCUGGGCUGAUGCGGCGCGUGGUGCUGGACGCCGUGCCCCUGGCGCUGGUGAGCUCCGCCUUCUCCGUGUCCCUGGCGGAGAUGUUCGCCCGGAGCCACGGCUACUCCGUGCGAGCCAACCAGGAGCUGCUGGCCGUGGGCUGCUGUAACGUGCUGCCUGCCUUCUUCCACUGCUUCGCCACCAGCGCCGCCCUGUCCAAGAGCCUGGUGAAGACGGCCACCGGCUGCCGCACGCAGCUGUCCAGCGUGGUCAGUGCCGCCGUGGUGCUGCUGGUGCUGCUGGUGCUGGCGCCGCUGUUCCGGGACCUGCAGCGGAGCGUGCUGGCCUGCGUCAUCAUCGUCAGCCUGCGCGGGGCCCUGCGCAAAGCGAGGGACGUCCCGCAGCUGUGGCGGCUCAGCCCGGCCGAUGCGCUGGUCUGGGUGGCCACCGCGGCCACCUGCGUGCUGGUCAGCGUCGAGGCGGGGCUGCUGGCGGGCGUCCUCCUGUCCCUGCUCAGCCUGGCUGGCCGCACGCAACGCCCACGGGCCACCCUGCUCGCUCAGAUUGGGGACUCGGGCUUCUACGAGGACGCCGCGGAGUUUGAGGGCCUGGUCCCUGAGCCGGGCGUGCACGUGUUCCGCUUCGCGGGGCCGCUCUACUACGCCAACAAGGACUUCUUCCUGCGGUCACUCUACAGACUCACGGGGCUGGAUGCGGGGACAGCGGCCACCGCGAGGAAGGAGCGGGGCCCGGAGGCCAGGGUCGGCGAGGGAGACCCCGUCGAGGGCACGGACCCGGGCCCAGCCAGCAGCACGGCCGCACGGCUGGUGCCCCCGGCGGCCGGCUUCCACGCGGUGGUCAUCGACUGCGCUCCGCUGCUGUUCCUGGACGCGGCCGGCGUGGCCGCGCUGCAGGACCUGCGCCGAGAUUACAGGGCCCUGGGCAUCGCGCUGCUCCUGGCCUGCUGCAGUCCCCCGGUGAGGGACACCCUGAGGAGAGGCGGGUUCCUCGGGGACGACACGGGGGACGCGGCCGAGGAGGGGCAGCUGUUCCACAGCGUGCACAACGCCGUGCAGGUGGCCCGCGCCCGCCACUGGGAGCAGACGGCCACCGACUCCACCCUCUAGCGCGGCCGGUGCCCGACGCCAGCCUGACCGCCCUUCCGGGAGCCCUGGGCAGACAGGCUCACGCCAUCGGUCUCUUUACAUCAAUGAGCACAGUCGCCACUGCCCCCCCCCCCCCGCCCCCGCCCCAAGACCAACGCUGUGCCCUGGAAGAACCAGGGAACACACAAAGGACUCGGACACUUGAACAUCCAGGAACUACGCCUUUGAAACAAGCCACCACAGCCACCCCGGGCCCUGGUGCUGUGUGUACGCGGUGCCGCAGGGUCAGUCCGACGCUGACUGUCACCGUCUCGUUUGAACAAGGGCCCGAGGCAAUCACGAGGCCUCCCUUGGCCCGCCCGGCCCCAGUCCCACUGGCCACAGCCGGGAGGGUCUGUGUCUCUGGGAGCCCUUCAAACACACACCCAAGUGCUCCUUACAUCUGACGCCUCGGCCAGGCUGAGCUUUGCAAGGCCAAAGGUGGGCGUGAUCGACCCAAGUCCCGCUCAGCCCUUGGGCGGCGCUCCUGCAAAGCCUGACCUGAGGACACGGGGCACCAGGUGCGUGGGCGCACGCUCUCCGGGGCUGGCUCCAGCCACAAAGCUGGCGCAGUGGGACACCCACCUGACCCCGAGCCUCCAAGUCCUGUCCGGUGGGAAGCCAGCUGUGCCCAAACUCGGGGCUGCCCCGGGAGCCCACACGGCCCCGCGCGGCCUCCUCCACCGAGGACGUUUUGCCAGGAGGUGUCAGAGCAACAGGACAUCCCCUCCGCUCUGCCCCCAUCACAGCCCACACGGCACCACACUGUCCUCCCGGACGCUGCCUCCUCUCGGCCUUGGUCUUCGUCUCCAGUAAGGGGGCUCUGCCCAGCUGCCCCCAUCACUCACCUGGCUGUGAUGAGCUCCAGCAGCCAGUGGGUCCGGACCUGCUCGAUGCCGCCGUGGGGGACAGCGCCCACGUAGGCCAUGUUGAGCUGCUGGUCCCAGCUGAGGUCAUACUGGUCAGCCCGGCUGUGAGGCAGCGGGGGACUGGGGACAGAACAAGGGGGAAUGGGCCAUUAGUCCCCAGGGGCGGGGCGCCAGAACAGCCCCUGCAGCUACAAAUCCAGGGCCCCAGAUUGCCCCGGGACAGCAGUCCCCAGCAGCUGGACCCUGGAGUGCCCGCCGAUGAAUUUUACUGUCCCUGAUGUAAUAAAACGGCCCCUAACGCCAGGAAUGCCA
Messenger RNA from Neofelis nebulosa (Clouded leopard), 6549 nucleotides. It is a transcript of the gene SLC26A1, whose product is annotated as solute carrier family 26 member 1. Gene Ontology annotation, cellular component: membrane. Gene Ontology annotation, biological process: transmembrane transport. Gene Ontology annotation, molecular function: chloride transmembrane transporter activity; bicarbonate transmembrane transporter activity; oxalate transmembrane transporter activity. Bases 3200 to 5350 code for a protein of 716 amino acids. The record is from RefSeq and is a predicted model, not a curated record. NCBI's taxonomy places the organism in Eukaryota, Metazoa, Chordata, Mammalia, Carnivora, Felidae. The transcript is spliced from 3 exons.